Messenger RNA from Pezoporus flaviventris, 816 nucleotides. RefSeq names its product NADH:ubiquinone oxidoreductase core subunit S8 (gene NDUFS8). Gene Ontology annotation, molecular function: 4 iron, 4 sulfur cluster binding; NADH dehydrogenase activity. Bases 93 to 719 code for a protein of 208 amino acids. Lineage: Eukaryota; Metazoa; Chordata; Aves; Psittaciformes; Psittacidae. Gene Ontology annotation, cellular component: membrane. Gene Ontology annotation, biological process: mitochondrial respiratory chain complex I assembly; mitochondrial electron transport, NADH to ubiquinone. The record is from RefSeq and is a predicted model, not a curated record. The transcript has 7 exons.
CCCAAUGUCCUUCGCCGCCGCUCCGCGCUUGCGCAGUGCGGCCCGGGGGCGGCCGGGGUCAGGACGGCGGGGUCCUUGCGGGAGGACCGGACAUGGCUGCGCUGCGCUUGGUGUCCCGGGCUGCCCGCCCAGGCCCUACAGCCCCUCUGGGCUACCUGCGCCUGCUCGGGACCACCCCCCCUAGGAGCUGCUACAAGUACGUCAACAUCCAGGAGCCAGCCAUGGACAUGCGCUCCAUCACCGACCGCGCGGCACAGACCCUGCUCUGGACCGAGCUCAUCCGAGGCCUGUCCAUGACCCUGAGUUACCUGUUCCGGGAGCCAGCCACCAUCAACUACCCCUUUGAGAAGGGCCCCCUGAGCCCCCGCUUCCGGGGGGAGCACGCUCUGCGCCGCUACCCCUCCGGGGAGGAGAGGUGCAUCGCCUGCAAGCUCUGCGAGGCCAUCUGCCCGGCACAGGCCAUCACCAUCGAGGCCGAGCCCCGCGCUGACGGCAGCCGCCGCACCACCCGCUACGACAUUGACAUGACCAAGUGCAUCUACUGCGGGUUCUGCCAGGAGGCCUGUCCUGUGGAUGCCAUCGUGGAGGGUCCCAACUUCGAGUUCUCCACGGAGACCCACGAGGAGCUGCUCUACAACAAGGAGAAGCUGCUCAACAACGGCGACAAGUGGGAGGCCGAGAUCGCUGCCAACAUCCAGGCUGAUUAUCUGUACCGGUGACAUCCGGGCCUCCCUGCUCCCCAAUAAAGGGUCUGGGGGGGGAUCUGCCACCCCCCCACCCCCAGCACUGGGGCCACCAGCCCCUUCCUAACCCAGA